Ruditapes philippinarum (Manila clam) is the source of this 2264-nucleotide messenger RNA. Its product is annotated as radial spoke head protein 3 homolog. Gene Ontology annotation, cellular component: cilium. The coding region runs from base 147 to 1355 and encodes 402 amino acids. Lineage: Eukaryota; Metazoa; Mollusca; Bivalvia; Venerida; Veneridae. The transcript has 8 exons. The record is from RefSeq and is a predicted model, not a curated record.
GUUUCCCAUCAUUUCGCGAAAAAAGAAUGGGAGCGUUUUUAACCGGAUGUAGUUUUAUUUUCACUAGGCAACAAGAUAAUACAUAACACUCUAGAUGUGAAGAAGGGGAAAUAAAAAAAUAGGCUUGGUAACAUCAUCAAUUAAACAUGGCAGCUCUAGCACCACCUAAGCAACCAGGGACAUACACAUUUGCCAGUCAGCCUCGGGCUGUCCCUCAAAGAAAAAAGUACAGAGACCCUUUAGGACAACAAGAUCCUGAAGCUCACAAUGCUCCACAAUAUGGAAACAUUAUGUAUGAUAGACGUAUAGUCAGAGGUAAUACAUAUGCUCAACAUACACUGCCAGCUCAUGCUCAGCCAGAUCCCAUUGAAAUACAAAGACAGCAAGAGAAUAGACGACGUGCCAUCGCUAGAAAACGUGCGAAGGAACAGCUCCGACCACGAUCUCCCGAGCCUGUAGAAGGGCGUAAACAUAUAGAUGUGCAAACAGAAUUAUAUCUUGAAGAGUUGAGUGACCGUGUAGAAGAAGCGGACGUAGAAAUUCAAACUGAUGCAUUCCUUGACCGACCUCCCUCACCCAUGUUUGUUCCUGCGAAGACAGGCAAAGAUAUUGCAACUCAAAUAUUGGAUGGAGAUCUUUUCGAUUUCGAUAUAGAAGUGAAACCAAUUCUAGAAGUUCUUGUUGGUAAAACUGUUGAGCAGUCUUUACUUGAAGUAAUGGAAGAGGAAGAACUUGCAAAUCUACGUUCUCAACAACGAGCCUUUGAGGAGUUGCGCAAUGCCGAGUUUGUGGAACAACAGAGAUUAGAAGAACAAGAACGUAGGCAUAGAGAAGAAAAGGAGAGGAGGAUGAGACAACAGCGUGAUGUGUUAAGAAAGGAGAAAGAGACGGCAGAGAAGAUUGCGGCCAGGGCGUUCGCUCAGAGUUACCUUGCAGAUCUUGUACCUACGGUGUUUGGAACACUCUCGGACAAUGGCUACUUCUAUGAUCCUGUUGAAAGAGAUAUUGAGCAAGGUUUCUUGCCAUGGUUAAUGGAUCGUGUCACAGAACGACUAGAGAAAUCAGAACAAGGACGUAUGGUGCUUGACGGUCUUUUGAGAGAAGUGGUCAGCAAACGUAGAGAGUUAUACGAGAGAUUAGAGCAGUCAAACCAACCAGCUGAUGGUGGUGAUGAUCAAAAACAAGACAGAAAAUCUCCACAGGCUGCCCCACAGGUUACCAUAGAUGCCGCCCCUCCACAACCAGCCCCUGCUUCUACUACAGAGGCUGAAGAAGAAAAGCCAGCAGAACAAGCCAAAGAUGAAGACGAUGAACCUCAACAACAAGGAGAGGAAGAUGGAGGUGGAGAAGAUUAGACCAAAUAAAUAAUUCUUGGACAGUUUAAUGAAUAAUUAGUAAAGAUUAAAAAAACAAUAUUGAAAACAUUUAAGAUUUACUCAAAGUACGUAUCCUUCAAUAAACAAGACAAAAUUGAACUACCUUCUAUUGUGUUUUCUUUUCCUAAUGACAAGUGAUAUGGUCUUAAAAAGUUUGUUAUGUUGUAUUUUGACAAUAGUGAUGAUAUAAGACAAGCUUUAAACAUUCUGUACUUACAUUGCUGUGGUUACUAUUCAAGAUUUAGAAUGAUUUCAAGAUCUGGUGCAUAAUACAAAUAUACUAUAAUAGUAUUCAUUUUCAUUAAAUUUUGUCUCAUUUCAAGCUGUAAUGUGAUAUACUUGCAAUUUGCUUAAAGAUGCAUGUAUUUUAUAAUUAAUUUUUCUAUACCUGAUUUGGUCUAUUAUUUACCUGCUAUAAGGUGACUUUUCUUUUAGAAAUUUCAUGUAGAAAUUGUCUAGCCAAGUUUCAGCUAAUGAUAAAAAUACAUUGAAGUUUUUAUUUAGAUAUAUGGCUAAUUUUAAAAUACAUGCUUCUUUAACAUGUUGAUAGAUAAUUUUGUACAGGCUCCAAGUUUGUUUGGGUUAUAUAGAAUUUACUUCUACUGUAGAUAUAUAUAUCUUCUUGUUUACCUUGUUAUGUUUUUCUCUAUGACCUACAUUUAUCAUUAUUUAUAUAGCAUAAGGCUUUAAAUGUAAAACAUAUAGUAAAUCUGCCAUACUCGAUGCACAUAGUGUGUUCCUUGAGUUCUUUAUAUUUUGGUAAAAUUUUGAUUGCUCUUUUCAAUUCUAGCCUAAUUGUCAAAUUGAAAUCAACUAAAAAAGUUUACACAAAAUUUGAAAGUUAAGAACGAAAAGUUUAAAUUUCAGAAUAAAAAUGAAAUUGGUUUA